AAUUGUGCUGCUAUUGAGGUUGACUUUUGGCCAAUCACAAUUUACCGUCUCAAAGAGAAGGGCACACGAUGGGCACUUCGAUGCCGGAACUGUGCUGGCAUGGUAAUAGUGUGAACAGGGUCCGGGAAUAUAUAUUGCCGUCUACAGUACUUCCGAUGUACCCGUCACGCCUCUCCCCAGAUGACUUCCUUGCCUACCUCUAGUAAACCCACUCUUGACCCUACCUCUGAACCUUUCUACGAGGCUCCCUUCCAGACUACGAUCACGGCAGGAACGGGCUGGGACAAGAAUCUAUACAAAAUUCUUCAUUCGAAAUCUCCCAUGCCAUAUUCCGCGUACAAGGAAAUAGUAUCCGCGUAUGCAGAGCUUCUACGCAUGCUCGAAACAUCGAAUGGCAGUCUUGUGGGACUUCAUUAUCGCUCGGAUCUCAAGCAGAUACUAUCCACUGCCGAAAAUUAUGUUCGCUACAGCGAGUGGGACGCAGAAAACACGAUCGGAGCAUUGUCCAGUUACGUUCAUUAUUCAAUCCCCCGCGGUCAAGAUACCGUGGACUUCUCGAAGUUCCGCCAUCAAUGUAAAAUCCUGGGUUCGAAAAUUGAGACCGAGAUUCUCCUGCUAAGAGAUGGAACUGGGCUCGAACAACAGUAUGAAAACUUCGAUAACAGGAGACUUCUUGGGUUCAUUACCCGUGUAUCCAAGAUCCUUGCUCAAGUAUCCAUCGUUGUAUUUACUUGUAUGAUCCUAUUGGCCGUUGUUUUACCCUGGCAUUGGAAUUUCAUUAUGUAUAAGGCUGGGUUUGCCUUGGCCAUUGGAGCACUAGCGUAUUUGGGAUUUGAUGUGUCCAAACGCAUGCAGAGAUAUGUUCUCGCUGUCCAAACACUGUACAUGCAUUAUUUUCUACUCAUCUGGGGCUGGAACGACAUCAAGGCGAUGUUAAACCGUAUAGCCGAAUCAGAGGGUCCGUUAUCUGGCAUGCAGGGUGUGCAUUCUUCCUUACAGGCUUUCCAACAAUCGUUUUUAGGGCAAGACGGAGAAUUACAGCGCCUGCAGAUGCAAAUCUCUGCUUCGCUAACAUAUGACACCGAGAAGUAGUCUGAAUGGUGUUGUGAUUAUGAUAGGAGUAUGUAUGAUCAAAGUUGUGUCGUCUGCGCAUGGUCUUCUUGGUCUUGAUAAUAUCGACUUGGUAAGAAGCAAACGACGGUGGCUGGCAGUUGCUGUUCUCAAGACACUUCAUAUCGAUGACUCGAUUCCCU
This is a messenger RNA of Desarmillaria tabescens, 1253 nucleotides long. RefSeq lists its product as uncharacterized. The record is from RefSeq and is a predicted model, not a curated record. Bases 181 to 1092 code for a protein of 303 amino acids. The transcript has 6 exons. Lineage: Eukaryota; Fungi; Basidiomycota; Agaricomycetes; Agaricales; Physalacriaceae.